Molecule: messenger RNA, 3127 nt
Organism: Toxoplasma gondii ME49
Lineage: Eukaryota; Apicomplexa; Conoidasida; Eucoccidiorida; Sarcocystidae
Exons: 4
Coding region: 739-2208 (489 amino acids)
Source: RefSeq, a predicted model, not a curated record
AGAUUCUUAUCUUCGUUUUUCGUCCUUUGUUCCUUUUGCCCGAUCUUUCUUGGAUGUUCUCCUCCUUUUCUGCGCCUUUUUCCGUUUCUGCUCUCCGUUUCUGCCCUCCGUUUCCGCGCCGAGAGACAGACGCUCAGAACGCCGAGCUGGCAGCGGAGUCGCUGCUCGCGUGCUCUGUGCGAAAAGCUGCUCGUCGAACCAGUAGGACGUUGCAAACUCUGUCGAAAACGGAUUGAACAUGUCGCUUCUUCUCGUUUUCUUGCAUGAAAGUCUUCCUCCGUCUCAGUUUCCCCGAUGACUGGUUUACGCUUCGUGAUUCUUUGAGGUCGGACUGCCGUUCCGUGUGAUUUCCUGUCACCCCAGACUCUCCCUCCAUCGCCUCGUCGUUUCUCUCCUUUCCUGUCAUUUUCCUCGCUUCUUCUUCUUCUCGCUUCUCCUCGUCUUCUCGCUGUCUUUUCCUCUCCAUCUUCCUUUCUUCCGGUUUUCCUCCGCGCUUUUCUCUGGUCCCUGUUGUCUCGUUGUGUCGUCCUUCCUCGUCUUUUGAUUGACCGCAUCGCGAAGAGAGGUAGCUUUUUUCGCAUGCACGAGAGAAUCUAGAACCUGGGCAAAGUGCCUCCACUUUCUACCCUCCGCAUUUCGCCUUCUUGCGAAAACGGAACUUUCUCUUUUUUUCUCUCGCGCGCCUGCCGCUUGCCCUCUCUCCCCUCCACUACCACUGGUUCCUUCGAGUCGUCUCUGAUGUCUUUCUUCGCGUCUCCUUCUCUUCCUUCUUCUCUCUCCUCUUCUUUCUCGUCUCUCUCUUCCUCCUCCUGUUCUUCUCCCCUCCAUUCCACCUCUUUUUCUUCCCUCCCUUCUUCUUUUCCUUCUUCCUCUCCACCUUCUUCUCUCUCUUCUCCGGUUCCGUCUUCCUCCUUUUCUUCUCUCCCUUCUUCUGCUUCUUCUCCUUCGCUCUCUUCUGCCUCGUUUUCUUCUCUCCCGCCUUCCUCGUCUUCUCCUCUGUCUUCUUCCUCGUUUUCUUCUCUUCCACCUUCCUCUUCUUCUUUUCCUUCUCUCUCUUCUGCCUCCUUCUCUUCUCUGCCCGCGUCCUCUCCUUGUCCCCUCCCUGCUUCCUCGUCUUCUCCUUUGUCUUCUCUUGCUUCUCUCUCUACUUCCCUCUCUUCUUCUUUCUCUUCUUCUUUCUCUGCUUCUGGAGUGGAGGCCCUGGGAGACGCGGGAGACACAGCAGAAACAGCGCAAGAGGACCACAGCGAGGAGAGAGAAAUGCGAGUUGCAGCUGAGGACAGACUCGCGGAGAAGAAGGAAACUCUUCUUUCGUCGUCGUGCGCCCAUCCCGCGUCUGCAUGCACGGCGGCGCGUUCUGCUGAUUCUUCGGCGUCUUCCGAUGCUUCCGAGUUCUCUGUGUCUCCCCACGCACAAGAGGAACUUUGCUCGGCAGGUCCUGGUCCGUUGUACGCCGCCUUCGCCGACAGUCGGCUUGGAAAACUUUUCCAGCGCUUCGGAGGAAGUGGAGAAGUCUCGCAGAAGUCUCUCUCUUCCUCUCUCUCUUGCGCGUCGUCCUCUUCUCGGUCUGUCGCUUCUCUCCCGUCUGCCCAGUCGUCUCUGUUUCAUUUGCCGCGUUCCGUCGACUCGGAAACAGAGAGGGAAGCGCAUAUCCACCGGGAAAGACACCCGCCAAUGUAUCGCGUCGUCCCGCAUGCACAGACGCCGACUCAGGAGGCUUCACACUCCACGGGGGCGGAGGUCCUGCGCCCGCUGGUUCGCUUCUCCCGGCCUCUCGCGCAGGAUCUACACCUGUUCCCGGCGCCGGCGUUGCACGAUGACCGCGGCCAGUUGUUGAUUCUGAUGGAGCUGUCUCGCCUGAGAGGAGAGAUGAUGCAGCUGCAGCUGGCAGCGGCGAAACCUGCAAAUAUCAUCAUCCAAAACAAAACGGAAGUCGCCGCUUCUUCGGAGGCGACACUGCACCAGUCGCGCGAGGAGGCGCCGCGAAACCGAUUUCUUGAGUGGCUCAAGAGAUUCUUCAGCAGCCGCGUAAACCAAUUUCUUCUCCUCUCCGGUCUCGGUCUGGGGUGCUACAUGCUUCUUGAGCACUGGCGAUAUAGCUGGCGCAUGGCGCAACUGCGUAGACGCGUUGAUAGCAACAUUGUUCUCCGAGGCGUGCAGAUGUUGGAGGAGACAAUAGGGGUGCGGCGACCAUCUUCGAUCUUUUGACGAGUGUGUCGUUUCUGCUUCUUUUUUACGUAUUUUUCCCUCUCUCUCCGGUCGUUACAUCCGUCUCUUGUGUCGCGCCGUUUCUUCCCGUCCCUGUUGAGUUUUUGCCUUCUUUUGCCUCUGGCGUCCGUGUUUUCUCCUCUAAAUUCGUUUGUCGUCUCGUCUUCCUCGCGGCGAGGGCUCUGUGCUUUUCUCUGUUCUUUCCGCUGGUGCAUCUGCGUUGGCCGUGUGGGUCGCCUUCGUGACCCAAAACUGGAACUUUUUACAGGAAAAGGUUGGAAACGGUUCCCUUUUCGAAUCCGGAGUUGAUGGCAGCACCGCGAGAGAAGAGCGACGGGGGAGAGGCUCCCCCGACGGCUGUUGUCUGUUUUUGCUUCGUUUCCAGCCGAAGCCUGGAUGUCCUCGAUCCGCAUGGCGCGAUCUGUGUCCUCUUCCGGCAGCGGUAGAGCCACAACAGAAAGCCGCGGAAGCGUCACACGUUUCGUCACACAUCUUCGUCUCGACGCAGGCGACGCAGCAUGCUUUUUUCGAACCUCCUUUGGGCAUCUUUUCUCAAGCGCCACCCGCGAAGGUUGCAGAUGAGUGUGUGCUCUGUCUCUCGCAGAAAGGUCUGUGUUUUGACGGGUCGCUGGCGGGGAAAAACCUCAGGUCCGACAGAAAGCCACUCUCGUACAGCGACAAGCGACUUGCCAGCGACCCUCCGCAACAGUGACGGAGUCUGGAGACCUAUGUCGGUCGCAACGUAGUGCAACUCAUGGAUUCAGAGCUCAAGAAUCAGAUGAAACACGGAGAGAAAAUGACGGAGGAAAGACAGGCUUUUUUCUUUUUUUCUUCUACCGGGGUCUUCAAACUCUAGAACAUGCAUGCAUGUGCUGAACUCCCCGAGUCGAGGGCUUCACCCUCUCUGUUUCUUUGCCGC